AUGUCUAAGCAUCGAAGAACCAAAUCAAGUGGAAAUUAUUUCUAAAUUAAUCAUGAAUUUUUAGUUAAAGAUGAUGAUUUCGAAUAUAAUGAAACUAAAUUGAUUAUUCAAAAAAUACAAUAAAUGGCCACUUAAACUCAAUAAAUUGUUGAGAAACUUGAAGAAAACUCUUAGGGAUUCUAUAAUAACUUAUUCAACUUUGGCAAAUAACAAUCUAAAGAAAAAACAGAUCUCAAUCUCAGUUAAAUUUCAGAGUGCAGUUGUAAUACUAACUUUUUUUUAUUGAAUAGCAACUCAUUCAGCUGAAUAUCCAAGUCUUAAAUUACGUAAAUAAAGCAUUUAAUCACCUAUUCGUAUUCAUACUUAAAAUAGUUAAAGUUUACAAUACACUAUUUAAUACUUAGAAUAAGAAAUAGAAUAAAUGAAAAUUCAACAAGAUGAAAUGCAUACAGUUAAUAUGUUUUUAUUAUAAGAAACUUAAAAAAAUCGUUAAGAGUUAUUAAGAAGUUAAAAAGUAAGAUUAAAUUAUAAACAGGUAAAUGAAGAAAGGUUUAAAUAACUAAUCUAAAAGAUUGACAAAGAGUAAUCAAAUGCAAAUGGGUAUUUUCAUAAUAUAUUUUUAACAGUAGUACUUCAGAUGGUCUAGAUUGA
This is a messenger RNA of Paramecium sonneborni, 651 nucleotides long. NCBI's taxonomy places the organism in Eukaryota, Ciliophora, Oligohymenophorea, Peniculida, Parameciidae. The record is from the annotation of a GenBank genome assembly.